Molecule: messenger RNA, 1791 nt
Organism: Mytilus trossulus (common blue mussel)
Lineage: Eukaryota; Metazoa; Mollusca; Bivalvia; Mytilida; Mytilidae
Exons: 7
Coding region: 105-1664 (519 amino acids)
Cellular component (GO): extracellular region
Molecular function (GO): chitin binding
Source: RefSeq, a predicted model, not a curated record
CACGUCCGUCACGCCCAAUAAAGCAAUGCACCUUUUUUUCCCCCUCAGACAUACAUGCAAAGAAAAAUUUUGAAAUUUGGAUUUACUAAUACCUAUAUUCACUGAUGAGUUUUGACGAUGAAAAGAUCGAUCGACCUGCCUGGACCUUGUUCUUUGAAGGUACACUUUAUAGGAGGUAUUUGCGCUACUUGAAGCAUCAUGAUUUAUCACAGAUGCUUAAUAAUGGAACAACUCUACCUUGCAAUUAUAAAACUCCUAUUCAACCUCCCAUUUUGACGCAUGAGACAAGUUGGUAUUCUCCACCAAAAUUCCAAUCAGAUGACGAUGAGAUGCCACCUCCUUAUCACCCACGGUCCGUAUCUGUAUCUUCUGAGCGAUCACAGCGAGACACUGACUAUAAGAAGAUACGAAACAGAACUAGAUUUUUUGUGUGUUUUGGAAUAACUUUUAUUGCACUGACGGCAGCAAUUGUUGCGCUUGUUAUACAUUAUUUCUACAUUGCAACACAAAGGGAAAUAAUAGAAAGUGGACAAAAUUUUAUUCACAUUUCUGGAAAUUUUACAGCAAAUGAAACAUUAGCGAUACUUCAAGAUAACAACACGAACAUCAUUAAGGAAAAGUAUAUGACUGAUUUAAAUGAUGCUGAACAUGAAUUAAAGUUUACUUCUCCAGCAAAACCAAUAGGAAAAGGGUCAUUUUGGAAGAACGAACCCACUUCUACGACGACAACAAAAAAGCCGAAGUUAGUACUGAUUCCACCGACACCAACUGAGGAAACAGUGGAAUGGUAUUCUCCUUCGCCUUCGCCUCCAACAAUUGAACCAGUACUUAUAUCAGAUGUUGAAACAGCUAUAGGCAAAAAGCAAGCAACAUUUCCCUGCGUAAUACAAACAAAUAAUUGGGACUCUGUAUACCUAAAAGGAAAAACUAUUAAGCUGAAUUUUACAAAAUCACAUAAAACUAUAGCUUCCGGAUUCCAGCCAAGGCAAACAUAUGAUUAUGGUUUCAAACUCAUGGAUGGUUCAAAUAUGACAAAAUUAACGCUAAAAGUGUUAAUACAAGAUGUCCAAUGUGAAGACGAAGACGAUUUUGUUUGCGGAUUCACGGAUAAUUUGACAACAACAGAGAAACAUGGAAAGCUCAUAGUACAACGUAAACCUUCAGCAAGUAUCAAAAUGAAAAGCCCUGUUGGAAUAAUAGAAGGACAGGUCGUUGAAAUCGAGGCUACAUGGAAAGGCGGUUAUCCCACUCCGAUUGGCAACAUAACAUGGCUGUAUUCAGACGAUGAAGGAGGUAAUUUGACAGAUGCACCACAGACGUUUAAAGCUGCCGACCUAUCAUGGCGAAUGAAAAUAAGAGAGGAUAGUUGUAAAACAUACAUAAACAGUAUUGUCAAAUUUAAGCCUACCCUAGAAAUGAACAACACCAUAUUAUACGCUGUAUCGUCAUUCGAUGGUGUCCAGGCAGGGAUGGAACACAUACUUGUGAUUCCAGAAAAUUACUGUGACGAACUGACUGGAGAUGCUUAUAAGCCACAUCCAUAUACUUGUAAGAAAUUUGUACGAUGUCGCCCUGAUCGUAUGGAUGUCUAUGAAUGUCCAAAGAACACGUGCUUUAUGGAGGAUGUGUCCCAGUGUGAUCUAAUAAACUAUGAGUACUAUUAAAAAUGCAUGGAUACGAAAACAUUUGAAAAUAUCAUGGGAAAGUGAUAACACCAUUUCUUGUUUUAUAUGAUUAUUAAAAAAAUGUGGCAUGCUUUCAUUAAGCUUUAAAUAAACAGAUCAGUAUUAA